UCUGUUCUCUCCUCUCAGCCUCCCGGACGCCUGGGUUCUUUCAAAGCCUUCACGAGGUCAGCAGCUCUUGUGCCCAGGAUGGAUUUUGCCACCCUAGGGGGGCAGGAGAUGACCCCCCAUUUCCUGGAGCCUCCCCUCCUGCCACCGGCCGAUGAAUCCGCGGUCUUCUUCCACGGAGCCGAGGGCGGGGACCCUGACACGCUCGCUACCUACUUCUCCCGGACGCCGGAGUCCUACCGCAACAUGCCGGCACGCCCCAUGUACCCCCUCCUCAACGGGCUGCAGUGGGUGGACGGGCACCCCUACGCCGCGGCCGGCUGGACCCCCGUCUCCUACAGCAAGCCCCAGGCCGGGGUCCCCCUCUAUCCGGCUCCCCCCUCCUCCUCUUCCUACAGCCCCCCCUCGCCCAAGGAGCAGCCCCCUGAGGACAAGGGCAGCCCCAAGUUCCUGGAGAUGCUGAAGACGGAGCCGAUGAGCCCCUCCACCACCGAGCUGCUGACAUUGGGGUCCCCUUCCGGGGCCCCCCACCCCACCUACACCGGGACCCCGGAGUUCGGGUUCUACCAGCCCAGCGGGAGCCCCCUGACAGCUGGGUACUCCCCCAAACUCAGGGGGCCACUGCAGCUGUCCCCAUGCGAGGCGCGGGAGUGCGUGAACUGCGGGGCUACGGCCACCCCCCUGUGGCGCCGGGACGGCACCGGGCACUACCUGUGUAAUGCCUGCGGGCUCUACCACAAGAUGAACGGGCAAAACCGGCCCCUUAUCCGGCCCAAGAAACGCCUGAUCGUCAGCAAGCGAGCGGGCACCCAGUGCAGCAACUGUCAGACGACCACCACCACCCUAUGGCGCCGGAACAGCAGCGGGGAGCCCGUCUGCAACGCCUGCGGCCUCUACUACAAACUGCACAACGUCAAUCGCCCCCUGACGAUGCGGAAAGACGGAAUCCAGACCCGCAACCGCAAAGUCUCCGGCAAGGGCAAGAAACGCCGAGGGGCGGCUCCGGGUGAGGGGGGGGCUGGGCCCCCCACCCCACUCGAACUGCUCUCCCCCCUGGGCGAGGACUCUGCCUCCCUCUACGCCCUGAGCCCGAUGGUCCUGUCCAGCCACCUGCUCCCCUUCUCCGCCUCCACUCACCUCCUCGGGCCCCCCCCAGCCGCCUACCACCCCCCCCACGCCUCCCCAGGGGCAGGCGCCUCGCUGGGGUGAUGGGGACCCCUCGCAGAAGGAGGCUGAGCUGGAAAGGGGGGGGAGCUGGGUGAAUAUUGGGGUACAGCUGUUGGGGGAGUUACCCCACUCAGCCACGGAGUCGGGGAUUGGGACAGAGGGGGCCGAGGGUACAGGGGGAUUUGCCUCACCUCAGCAGCCACAAGGAUUGGGGGGCUCCCCCUAGAAAGGGGGCCACCCCCCAUGGGCCUCCCUGAGCUCUGUCUGGGCACACACCCCCCAUCUGUCCCAUCCCCCCC
This is a messenger RNA of Chelonoidis abingdonii (Abingdon island giant tortoise), 1463 nucleotides long. RefSeq names its product GATA binding protein 1 (gene GATA1). Gene Ontology annotation, cellular component: nucleus. The record is from RefSeq and is a predicted model, not a curated record. Gene Ontology annotation, molecular function: DNA-binding transcription factor activity, RNA polymerase II-specific; RNA polymerase II cis-regulatory region sequence-specific DNA binding; zinc ion binding. Lineage: Eukaryota; Metazoa; Chordata; Testudines; Testudinidae. Gene Ontology annotation, biological process: cell fate commitment; negative regulation of transcription by RNA polymerase II; positive regulation of transcription by RNA polymerase II.